Molecule: messenger RNA, 1029 nt
Organism: Bolinopsis microptera
Lineage: Eukaryota; Metazoa; Ctenophora; Tentaculata; Lobata; Bolinopsidae
Exons: 5
Coding region: 7-402 (131 amino acids)
Source: RefSeq, a predicted model, not a curated record
UUUAGGAUGCUGGCCUGUGAUGAUUUCUUGGACGAUAUUGCUAACAUCGAAAAACAUUACUACAACACUGGAUACAGUGCCGGAUGGAGUGCGGGCAAGGAGGAGGGAGAGAGGGAGGGAGGACCUCUAGGUUACAAACAAGGAGCCCUUCUUGCUAAGGAAAUACGUUCAUAUCAGAUAUUUGCUGAGACGCUGAUCUUAAAUAUUCAUACUCCUAACAGUCGAAUAACGAGAGCAUUGGAGAGUCUACGAGACAUGUGCUCUACCUUUGUUAUAGAGAACACAGAGGAUUUGAUAGAGAGGUUUAACUCGGUCAAAGCAAAACACAGGCAGGUAUGCUCUCUACUGAGCAAACAACGGAACAAUGAUACACAAAGUCCCAGUCCUGACAUGUCCUUUUAACACACGUGACUCACACGGAUACCCCACCUGGAGUCUCAGUCUUGCAGCAAUACCGGUAUUAAAGACGGCUGUACCAGUUGUUACGAAGAUGUCAUCCAACACUGAUGGUGAUGUUGGUGAAGACUAUUCACUGCUGGCAAAGGAAGAAACAGAAGUGGAAAGCAACAAAGAGGAAUAUGCUUGCUCUGUCUGUGGGAUGAUUUUCUCUUUAGGGGACGACUUUAUAGUUCAUUAUAGGGGGAAUCAUACUAUAACUGAAACUGGAAUUGACGAGGUUUUCGUCUCUGAUAUUUUCGUGACAGAGAAGGCUAUCUUAUUAGUUAUUGAUCUGAACAUAAAGUAUAAUUUUGGAGACGUAUGUUGAUUUUAGCUGAAUUUAUCGAGUUUGUUUUCUCGAGUCGACUCAGUGAUAAGCAGAAUAUUUGAGAUUUGAAGAUGAAAUGUAACUUCCAAUAACAGGGAGAGUGGGAUAAUCAUCUGUAAUCUGUAUCUCAAUUUAGUUUUUAUAUUUAAUUUGUUAUAAUAUAGUUAAGUAGUGCUUUUUAUUAAAAUCAUAUUUUGCAGCUUUAUUUUAAUCCAAAGUGUUUCGACAAAUCUUAACUUGAUUUAAAAAUACAAUCGAGGGCG